This is a messenger RNA of Caenorhabditis angaria, 1145 nucleotides long. The record is from the annotation of a GenBank genome assembly. NCBI's taxonomy places the organism in Eukaryota, Metazoa, Nematoda, Chromadorea, Rhabditida, Rhabditidae.
AUGAAAAUACCAUUGGCUACUGUAGCCGCCGAAUAUGUCGGAUUUAUUGUUGCAUUUUUCGCGAAUAUCUUCUUGAUAUUCUUAAUCGUCACUCAAACUCGUCAAAACUUUGGAGCAUAUAAGAAUUUGAUGUUAUGGUUCACCGUAUUCUCACUUUGGUAUUCUUUCAUUGAUAUUUUGACACAACCUGGAAUGCAUUCCUACAAAAAUAGUUAUAUUGUUUUUUGUGCAAGUUGGUUCAAAUAUCAUCAAUUAUUGGCACCAAUUAUUAUAAGUAAGGGUUUUUUUUUAAGGAAAUCAGGGCGUGAACAUCAAAAUUCGGACUUUUUUCCAGCUUCUUACUGUACUUCUUAUGGUCUCACAUUAGUCCUUCUCGCAAUUCAUUUUAUUUAUCGAUUCAUUGCAAUUAGUCGUCCAAAUCAAAUGUAUUAUUUCAAAUAUCCACGUGUUUUUCUUUGGCCUACCGUAUUCAUAACAAUUGCAAUAUUUUGGUGGUGUAAUGUAUAUUUUUUCUUGGGAAGAAAUCAAGUGAUCGAUGAAUAUAUGCAAAAAAGUAUUGAGGAAAAUUAUGAGGAUGAUAUCAGAAAAUUAUCAUAUAUUGGUCCUCUUUAUUUUGUAAUUAAGACUAAUUAAAUUUAUAGAGAAAAUUCGAUUUUUUAGAUCAUUAGUCCUGGUGGAAAAAUUGAGAUACAAUGGAAAAGUUGUGUUGGAAUGGCGAAUGUUUAUACGAUUGCAGCCACUACUUUUGUUUUGAUAACAACUUUGGGUUUAGGAAUUUAUAAAAAAAUGCAAUCGGUGCAAUCUUUGAUUGCUCCGAAAACUCGAGAACUUCAAAAACAAUUAUUUCACUCAUUGAUUGUUCAGACAAUUGUCCCCAUUAUUUUCAUGUAUACUCCCACAACUAUUCUCUUUAUCGCUCCAAUUUUUGGAAUUGAAUUGGGAAGUAUGGCAAAUAUAACAUCGAUUUGUCUUGCAUUAUAUCCAGCUUUAGAUCCUCUUGUUGUUAUGUAUUUUAUUCGUGAUUAUCGCAAAUAUAUCAUCAGUGAGUGUCAGAAUUUUUUAAAAGUAUUUUCUAGUUUUUUCCAGAGCACAUCACAUUUUCUAACAAUGUUUCAUCAACUCGAAAUGUGACACAUGAUAAAUGA